AUGCCUAGGGAUGACCCUAUUGUUGAAGAGGAACGGCGAGCGCACACUGCGACGGAUCUCAUAAGAAUGCGCCUCGAAAGGUUGCAACAGAACAUUCAUAAACCGGCCCCUUUACCUGCGCGUCGCUCAGAUUUGAAAGCUCCACGUCCACCUCCAGAAUUCGUUAGAAAUGUUGUUGGAUCGUCAGCUGCUGCUGGAAGUGCCGAGUACCACAUCUAUCGUAUCAAUCGCAAAAAGGAGCAAAAUCGCUUGGACUACAUAGCAAAAGUAGCAGAAAAGGAAGAACUCGAUGAGGAGUACAGAAUUCAUAAGGAAGAGAUAGAACGUCUUGAAGCAGAACGCACAGCUAAGAAAAGGGCGAAACGGCAGAGGCGGAAGGAUGCGGCGAAACGAAAGAAAAUGGUGAAAAAAGAGGAGAACGAAGAAGAAAGCAGUGAGGAAAGUUCAGACGAUAGUGAUGAAGGCGAUGAGGACUGUCUUCAAAAUGAAAAGCAGAAGUGUCCCGUGGAAGGUGAACCUCAGCAGAAUAACCAAAUCAAAACUGAUAGUUCGGAAAUCGACGCCCUGCAGGAGUCUCGUGAGGACAUCGUGAAGAAUGAAGAAAGCUCACAAUGA
Molecule: messenger RNA, 615 nt
Organism: Necator americanus (New World hookworm)
Lineage: Eukaryota; Metazoa; Nematoda; Chromadorea; Rhabditida; Ancylostomatidae
Exons: 6
Coding region: 1-615 (204 amino acids)
Biological process (GO): negative regulation of protein kinase activity
Cellular component (GO): nucleolus
Molecular function (GO): protein kinase inhibitor activity; protein kinase binding; double-stranded RNA binding
Source: RefSeq, a predicted model, not a curated record